CAAAGAUAUGAAAAUUGUGUUUAGGUGUUCUGUUUUACUUGCAUAAUAUAUGAUAUAAUAGUUUUCCUAGAUUUUUAUUUACUUCUGACACUUGGUAUCCUUUGUUGCUAUUUAUCUUUUAUCUGUAUUAGUAAGAGAUAACGGAUAUUAAAUAACGUGCGUGUGAGAGAGAUCAAACGUUGAACAACCUAGGGUCAAAGGGGGGAAUUGUCUGAGAUUUAUAAGUUAACUCUGUUAGAUUGAACGGGUCAGUCAGUGUUGUAUCCCCAAAGAGCACGUAUAUCAAGGAACCAAGUUAAUUUAUAAGGAAACAACAUUUUUUAAAAUGUCUACUAAAAUAAGAUCACGUAACCAAGUUACUUCGAUUAUCGAUCCUUCGGAGAAGUUUCGACCGGAGCCUAUCUAUGCCGGCAAAUUGAAAAGCGAGUUUAGAAACUUUAGCGUAGAUCCAGCAGAUGAGAUCAAGGAACGUGUUCGUCAGACUUACGAGAACAUGCAUACUAAUCAAACGGUCGAGUUUGUGCUUUCUCGUAUGAAAGAAUGGCUUCAAUUCAAUAAAGCCAGAAUGACGAUUAAAGAAGCACUGAUCAAAUUAAACGAUCUCAUCGACGAGAGCGAUCCAGAUACCUUAUUACCAAAUAUCGUUCACGCCUUUCAAACGGCCGAAUCCAUAAGAACAGAUCAUCCUGAUUUAGAUUGGUUCCAUUUAACUGGACUGAUACAUGAUUUAGGAAAGAUUAUGGCGUUCUAUGGGGAACCCCAAUGGGCUGUCGUGGGUGAUACAUUUCCUGUUGGCUGUGCAUGGGCUGAUUCCAUAGUCUACAGAGACUCCAGUUUUGAAACAAAUCCUGACGGCCAGGACUCUCGUUACAAUACAAAAUAUGGGAUGUACAAAUCACAAUGCGGUAUAGACAAUUUAAUCAUGUCCUGGGGACAUGACGAAUAUCUUUAUCGUGUUUUGGUUCAUAAUAAUUGUACAUUACCUAAGGAAGCACUUGCUAUGAUUCGUUAUCAUUCAUUCUACCCCUGGCAUGCUGGUGGUGAUUAUAUGCAUUUUUGUACGCAAGAAGAUUUAGAUAAACUCAAGUGGAUCAUAGAAUUCAAUAAAUAUGAUUUAUACACAAAAAGUGCUGCUAUACCAGAUAUUGAACAAUUAUGGCCUUAUUAUGACAAAUUGAUCGACAAAUAUAUUCCAGGCACGUUAGAAUGGUAAACAAGAAUAUUGAAAAACUAAGUGGACACGAGCUAUGCUUAAUUAGUUAUUUUUCUUUUUUUUUGUACAUAUUAUAUAUAUUUCUGCUUUUGAUUUUUAAAGGUUGAUUUUUUUUCAAAUAUAUAUACAUAUAUUUAUCAUAUUUUAUACUAUUUUUAUCAUGAUGUUAGUCAAAAUGCUUAUAAACGUUUAAAUUCCUUUGAAUUCGCGGUAAAAUUUCUACGAUCAAUGAAAUUCGCAGAAACUAAUGAAUCCAACCAAUAGAAUGAUCACUGGAAAAGAUUUUUCUUUUUGAAAAAAUACCUCAAUUGUUACAUAAUGCAAUCAAAGUAUAUUUGAUGAUGAUAUUAUUAAAUUGCCUGGCUGCAAAUGAAGAAAGUCGAGUAAUUAUUCUUUGCCGUUUCUUUGAAUAAGAAAGAGAUAGAGAGAGAGAAAGUAUUUAGACAAAAGUAUAUAAGAAAUCUGUAGGAAUGAAUUGCUUGGAAUUUCUUUCGAACGUUUUCCCGGCAAAUUCUCGACAACGUUAACAAAGAUUUAGACGUUCGCUCAUUUAACGAACAAGGGAGCGGCUCCUUUCACACGUUUUGAUAAAAGUCAUGGUUGAUGUGUAGAAGUUGUCUAUGUUGCUGUAGUAUACAUACAAUCGAUAUGUCGUUCUACAAUAUUACCGUUAGAAACUUUUCAAUAAACCGUAAGCAUCUCUACCUACUA
Messenger RNA from Polistes canadensis, 1924 nucleotides. RefSeq names its product inositol oxygenase (gene Miox). Gene Ontology annotation, cellular component: cytoplasm. Lineage: Eukaryota; Metazoa; Arthropoda; Insecta; Hymenoptera; Vespidae. Gene Ontology annotation, molecular function: iron ion binding; inositol oxygenase activity. The transcript has 6 exons. Gene Ontology annotation, biological process: inositol catabolic process. The record is from RefSeq and is a predicted model, not a curated record. Bases 326 to 1213 code for a protein of 295 amino acids.